CCGCAGGUGUCCUCCUGCUAUCGGCACUUCAGAUCUCUCUUGUUGACUCGCCCACGGAGAGCCGCCGGCCUUUCUGGUGCUGCUGCGCCUCUCGGGCUUUGCCUCUCAGCUCAUCAAGACACACGAGCUGCGUGCUGCCUUUAAGUUGCCCGCUCACCAUCAAUCACAUCAGUCAUGCCGCGCCAAGUUGACAUUCGUCGCUUCCUGCGGCCUGCCGCGGCAACGCAAAAGGGAGAUCAAGAGCCUCAGCAGCGGCGCGAGGGACAGCCGACAGGUGCAUGAGAUGACGGCAACCACGGCACAGACGAGGUGUGAAAUGCGCUGAUGUUGUUGUCGUGCCGUGUGUGUGUGUGUCAGAUUUCAGCAGCCCGGAGGCUCAGGCGAUCGCCAAUGCCAUUAUCACACAGCGACGACUGGUGAGUCAACGACGCUACGUGAAGCACACACACACAUGGAUGUGUCUGCUUGCUUGUCUUGUCAGGCCGCCCCGCCGCCCAAUGCGUCGCUGUGUGGCGUCCCGCCCGAGAAGCUGGCCCAUGUGUGUGACCACAUGCCAACCCUGGAGGCCAUCCGCCUGGCCCUCCUCAACAAGACCAUGCAGGACACGUGCCGUUCGCCGUUCGUCAUCCGCCACCUGAUCAUCACCCCCACCACCCACCCGAUGUGGCGCAGAGCAUCGCGGGCCGUCCUGCGGCAGCUGCGGGGCCGGCUGACCCGCCUGCAGACGGCUGCCAUCGCCACAGACGCACUCGCGAGGGCCCGAUCAGGACCGGCCGGGCGACGACACCUCCAGUGA
This is a messenger RNA of Vitrella brassicaformis, 796 nucleotides long. NCBI's taxonomy places the organism in Eukaryota, Vitrellaceae. The record is from the annotation of a GenBank genome assembly.